AUGAGCGUAGAAUCCAAAAAAACACGUGAGGCUUGCUGCUCCAAGCUCAAGGUGGGUAAAAUGCGACCAUCAACACUAUCACCUACUUUUUGAAAAAAAAAAAAAAAACCUGCAAACUUCUAAAAGUCGAACCUGACCAGAAAGCUCACGUGUUUCUUUAACCUUAUCUCCUUGUGUUUGUCUCGGUACGGCAUGUCUGGGCAGUAAAAGGCAAAGCAUUAACGAAAUAAACGCCUAAUUUUCCCCUGAAAAGAUAAAACUUGGAGACUUUGACACAAAGAGGCUUUAACUAGGUCUGGAAAUGAGAGCAGGGGUUUUUAUGGGUGCAAAGGAGAGUUAGGAUGCAGGUUCACUACAGUGCAGAGAGAUAACAUGAUGAGUGAGUGUGUGAGGUGGGCUUUUCAGAGCUCAGGAGAAAAAAAGAGAGGGGUUUGGCUGCAGUGGCCUGACCUGUAUUUGGAUCAUGUAAGAGCUGUUUUUAUUCCAGAAACUGAUUAUUGCGGUAAAUGGGACAUCAGCGGCUGUAACUGAUUCUCUUUUUAAGAUGUAUCACGAAACCUCUCUGAUUGUUAAAUGGACUAAUUUUGGUUUUAGUUGUCUUGUCAAUGUUUUAUUUAAUCUCCAGCAUCCAAACAUUAAAAAUAUAUAUAUUGAUAUCAUUUCAUGUGCUCUAUCAGCUGAGAUAAAUAUGUGUCAAAGAUUUCAGAACGUCCAGACUGAGGACCAGAUUUAAUCUCUGGAUAAUUAAAUAAACUUGAUUAAAACUAAUCCCAUUUAAAUGAAUACAAACCCAAUCAGUGAUAGAGGAAGGUGUAAAGUGCUGAGAUUGCUCGUAGUUGUGGGUGUGAAUUAGUCUGAUCUGUUACAGGAGGAUGGGAUAAGACACUCCCUUAUCCAUUCACCUCUCUGCAUAGAGAUCUAACAGCAUUAAUGUUAAAGUUAUCACACAAGUGGAACCUCUAAGAGUCAAAUCAGCCCACUCACAUGGAAGUCAUUACAGUAACUUUAGCGAACUAAAUCCAAUCAAAGCUCAUACAUAUGGAAGCCAAGAACAGCCAUGCACUUUCAACAUUUAUUUAUUUAUUUAUCUAUCUUAUUUUGUUAUUUUUUUCAUGCACUUUUAACAUUAUAUAUUUAUUUAUUUAUUUUAUUUAUUUAUUUUUUGUUGGUAUUUAUCUAUUUAUUUAUUUUACUUUAUUUUUUUUCACAUACUUUCAACAUUAUUUAUUUAUUUAUCUUUUUUUUAUUUUAUUUUAUGCUCUUUCAAUGUUUUUUAUUUAAAAAAUAAAAUAUAUAUUAGUUGAGAAAACAAACUGUUCCCACUCAGCAAAAAAUAGUUGAAAAUGAAUGCGUCUUCACUACACGUCUAAAUAAAGACCAGUUUUCAAUGUCUUUUUUUGGGCUAAAUUAGGACAGAAUCGCACCAUCUAAAUGAGGCCAAAUCGCUGCUGCUGCAUUUCAUAAAUAUCCUAAUCUAGAGAGUGUUUUUAAAUGUUACCGUUAAGGUUGGCUAAAAUGUAAUUUCCAUUAUCAUGAGAAAAUGAACUUUGUUAUAUAGAGAUAAUGAAAAAAAAAAUAAGUUGAGGAAACGAACUGUUCCCACCAAGCAAAAAAUGGUUGAAUAGACGUUGAAAAGACAACUUCAAUUUAACAUCUUGUUUCUUGAUUUGGGUUUCAGCUCUUCCUGGCCUCCAUGGCCUUCGUUUACUUCUCCAAAGCCUUCUGUGGAGCCUACAUGAAGAGCUCCAUCACCCAGAUUGAGAGGCGCUUCGACAUCCCCAGCUCCCUCAUCGGGGUUAUAGACGGCAGCUUUGAAAUGGGUAUGUGUGCAUUUGUAUGAACUAACAGGGUUCUGACUACAGCUUUAUUCUGCUAGUAUUUUUAGACUCCGUUCUUCUUCCAGGUAACUUGCUGGUCAUCGCCUUCGUGAGCUACUUUGGUGCAAAACUCCAUCGUCCCAGACUGAUUGGGAUUGGCUGUUUGAUCAUGGCUGUUGGCUCCUAUCUCAUCGCUCUGCCUCACUUCUUCCAGGGAGAGUUAGUACACAACUUUUUUUAAUAUUCAGCUUUUUUAUGUUUUAUCUGAGGAAAGAAAAGUUAAUUUAAUUCUCCAAAAUGAAACAAUAUUUCAGUUUGGUCCAUUUGGUAUUCAAGUCCACAGUAUCAGGCAUUUACCACGAACAGUUCAAGACAUUGAUUCAUCAUGUUGUGAGAAACUCCUGUAUGACAUUUCUUCUCAUUUUCCAGAUACAAAUAUGAGACCAGCAUGUCUCAUAGCACGGCUGUCAACAGCUCAGAGAGCAUCCUGCCAUGUCUAUCAAACAGCACCAUAUCUGACGAAGAUGAAACGCCUGAUUUAGCGGCCCAGGCAGGUAUAGUCCAUGCACACUGACGGCUUUAGAUUUAAGAUCCCAGUCUGUUUGGUACUUCAGGGUCAUUUCACGCAGAGAUGCAGAGGAGAGGAUUUUCAGCGUGAUCGUGUUUACAUCAUGAAUCUGCUUUUUUUUCAGCUUGUGAAAAGGCGGCUGGUUCGUCCAUGUGGAUCUACGUGUUCCUGGGUAACAUGCUGCGUGGAAUUGGAGAAACUCCCAUCAUGCCUUUGGGUGUGUCCUACCUGGAUGACUUCUCCAAAGAAGAAAACACUCCUUUUUAUUUGGGUCGGUAACAUUUAUCCUUGUAUUGCUGGUGCUAGUAUCUUCAGUAGAUGUUUCUAAACCUCUCAUCUGAUAUGAUUGUUUAACUUCAUUUUUGCCUGCUAGGCAUUCAUUAAAAUCCUGUAUAAUCUUCAUCUUUUCUUUAUCCUCAAUUUCCAGCCUGCAUUCACACUGUGGGAAUCUUGGGACCUAUGUUUGGGUUCAUGCUUGGGUCCUACCUCGCGAAGAUCUACGUGGAUGUUGGAUCUGUGGAUUUAGGUGGGUUAAAGCACAGGGUGAUUAUUGAUAACAAUAAUAAUGAUAAUAAAACUGAGUUAAAACUCAAAUCCAGUAAAAGCACACUCAUAAAAAUGAGUUUUAAAUGGGAUACUUGCAAGUCUGAUCUCCUCGGGCAGUUUGUCCCACAGAGUGUAUGCCUUGACCAAAAAGCCCAAUCCGCAGGGUUCAACCGGGUUCGUAAGGCAUAAGGAGCUCAGGGAUGAAUUUAGGGGCAAAUCCUGAUAGUGCUUUAGAGUUAUCGUUAAGAUCUUAAAAUCAAUUUUAUAAUGAAGUAUUAAGACAAGUAUUCAGUAGUUACCUUUAUACAGACCUAGUAAAUCUUGCCCAGAAUGGCAAGAUCUUAAAGAGCGAAGCGGAUCUUCUAUUCCCAACGUUUCUCAUGCUCAGUGGGGCGUAGAUCAGGGUUUACGACAGUCUAGGAACUUUAUGACUUGAUCCUUGUCACUUUCAGCUAAUGUGUAAUUUGUCGGAUCAAGAGGUUAAGGGUUAUCUGGGAGUCUAAAACCACCAUAACCUGUUUCUUUGCUUGUCUCCCUCCAACAGACACCAUCACCAUCAACUACAAAGACUCCCGCUGGGUCGGAGCCUGGUGGCUGGGUUUCAUAGUGACCGGCACUGUGGUCUUGUUUUCUGGUAUCCCAUUCUGGUUCCUGCCUAAGUCUUUGCCUAAACAAGGACAAGAGCAGAAUCAGAAUAAGAGCACGGAGCUCACCCCGACAACAGAGCAGGAAAACUUCCUGCCAGAGGAAAACCAGGACCACGAGGAGAAGGAAAAACCGGUGACAUUCAAAGAGCUGGCUAAAGGUACCGUCCAAGAUCAAUAAGCCAAGUCAUCCCCGCUCUCUCCCUCAUGUUGUGUUGUCUUAUUUUACUCUCCACAUCAACAGCCAACAAUUACGUAUCUACAAGCAUGCCCUCAACCUCUAACAAUACCCAUGUGACACCGCUCAAACAGUCUUUGGGCUUUUGGGGUUUAAUUAAUAACAAAGUAGUAAGCCUAGACAAAUCAGAGGCAAGACCUGUAACCUUGAGACCUGGACUUAAACAACUGACCACAAUGAAAUCUGGGCAAGAGUUGAAUGACCCACCAGGACCGGCACACGUGGGAAUGGUUACUUAAGCUGAGGCUUAUCACACAAUGUGUUUGUAUAUCCUUUAAUAGACCAACUGAGAGUUUACGUUUCUAUUAAAGCUAUAGAACCAAGUUAGAAAACUUAAACGAAUAUAAAGUAAAAUAUUAACACUUACACUUUAAAAUGAGGAGGUUAUGACAUAUAAUUGACAUGCUUUGACAUGAUUUUCAUAAUAGAUAACAUUGCAAUAUUUCAGUUGUGUAAUUUUGCAGGAAAACACCACAUUAACUUUAAAAAAACAACAUCUAUCGUCCGUCUCCUUUUCCACCAGAUUUCAUCCCAUCUCUGCGGCGACUUUUCAAGAACAGCAUCUACUCCAUGAUGAUCCUCACCUACCUGGUGGCCGUCAACGGCUUCAUCGGCAUGAUCACCUUCAAGCCGAAGUUCCUGGAGCAGAUCUACGGCCAAUCAGCCUCCAGGGCCAUUUUCCUCAUAGGUACAGAGCGUGAGGGGAACCCCACUCACUCUGCGUUUACUGCUGCCAAAGGCAACAAUGAUGUUGUUGUAAGGAAGUGUGAUUACAAGAGAUAACCUUGACUUGACGUAUAAGCACUCAGUAGGCCGCUGCAGACUGUCCUAUUGUGUGUGCCUGUAGAGUAAGUCCCAUAGCUAUGAUUAACUUUUUAUGACUGUUUACCAACAUAUCUGUCUUUGUUAUUUUUGGAGCAUGACUAUGUGGAAGUCAUUGUUCUUCGGUCACCUACUAUUUGAAAUUUGCUGUUUGAACAUCUGCAGAUGCAACACUAAGCAAAGCAAAAGCAUGUAAAUGAGUACACCCCUUCAGAGUUGUCAGAAAACCUUUAGUUUACUUUCAGAAUCAACAUUUUCUAUGUCAGACUAUACAACAAAACACUCCCCAAAAUGUAGGCCAUUGAUUGCAAACAAGAUUUGGUAACACUUUACUUGACGCUUAUCUCUGUAACGCAUUAUAAAUAAAUGUAAAAUGCAUUAUAAUGUGUUAUAACUGUUAACAACUCACUGACAAUGCCCCACAUAUACGUUAUACAUGUAUUUAUGAUGUGUUAUAAUUUGCUUAUAAACUUGUGUAACUAUUAUUAUAAACACUCACUGAUUAUCAUAAGACUGUAUAACAAUAAGCAUAACACAUUGUAAUACCUGACCUUGUAAGUCAUGAUAAACUGCUUUAUAAUGUGUUAUGAUUAUUGCUAUAAAGCAUUAUGAUCAUUUAUGAGUGUUUAUAACUUUAGUUAUACAGUGCUAUAACAUGAUUAUAACACAUUAUACAUAUAUUUAUAAUGCGCUAUAGAGCGAGGCAUCAAGUAAAGUGUUACCAAAGAUUUUUUAAGUUGUAUACAAAAAAGUAUUUUUUUCACUUUAAAAUAAGGAAGCAAAAAUGAGUACACCCUAAACAAAGUUCUGGGAGCAAAGCUAAAUUUUAGUUAUCAUAUCACCCUUAUGGUUAUCUUAGGGUAAAUAAAAUGUUAUGUUAAACUCAGCUUUGUCAAAACUUUGGAAAUUGUACUUUUGCUCAUCUAGAUUUUGAGGAAUACAUGACUUUUAAUAGGGGGUGUACUGACUUAUGCUGGGCACUGUAUGAGCAAAAGAAAUACCACAUCCGAUGAGCUCACAACGUACUGUAGCUCUGAAACGUAGUGAUACCCUAAAACAAAUUCAGUCUAAAUAAGUUAGUAGAAUGAUUGUUACAGGUAUCUAACUGUGUAAACAGUUAAGUAUAUAAGUGCCAUAAAUAUUUAAAAAGUAAAGAUCUAGAUUUGAUAGAUUGGUGAAGGAGUUGGAUAACGUUUAGUCUUUUGUAUCAGUUGGUUUUCUUAAUCCACAUCUCUGUCCAUCUAUCAAACCCUCCAGGAAUCCUGAAUCUGCCGGCGGUGGCUCUGGGCAUCAUCACCGGAGGUUUUAUUCUGAAGAGAUUCAAGCUGGGUGUUAUUGGAGCAGCCAGGGUGUCUAUUUCUGCCUCUCUUGGUGCCUUUUGUCUGCUUGCCGUUCAGGUCUUCAUCCACUGUGACAACUCAGAGGUCGGGGGUUUGACUGUUACAUAUCAGGGGUGAGUGGCACGCCAUCGUACUUCCAUGUGAGGUCGACUUUUCCUGCUCUUAGUUAUUUGUUUUUUAUUGUUUGUUCUUCUUGGUUUUUCUCUUGGCCGGCGUCCCUCGCUCAUGUGUGCUUGUUCAUGUCUGUUCACCAGGGCUCCUCACGUGUCCUACAAUCAACAGUCUCUGCUGUCACAGUGUAACAUGGGCUGCUCAUGCUCCAUGAAGCACUGGGACCCGGUAUGUGCCUAUAACGGCUUGACGUACGCCUCGCCUUGCCUGGCUGGCUGCAAGACCUCCAGCGGAAUUGGGAAGGAAAUGGUAAAACAGUAAAUUCAGCAACUUAUUAAUGACUGAUUGGAAAUCCUAAAGAAAAAGUUGUGUAUUUUCAGUCUUGUCUUAAGUCUAAUUGAUGAUAAAAAGGAACUUACAACACAUACUGGUCCUUAGAGCCUCACAAGUUUUGUUUAUUUAAUUCAAAAGUGCCCGUAAAUUAAAGCUCCUGUGAGGAACUUUUAGUGUGCGUCAGGUUUGGCGCCCCCUCUGGACAAAGCAGUCUAUGCUUAUCCUACUCCCUGCAUGCUUGAGAAGUGAUUUAUGCCAACAAAUCUCAUCCUGCUGGUUUUUGACAGUCAAAUUUCUCAUUUAUUGUGAAUAGUUUAGGUGAAGACUCAUCCUAUCGAAGUAUUGAUCCAAUCUCUGUCUUUUGUUGUUUUUUUAGGUGUUUCAUAACUGCACCUGUGUUGAGGAAAUGAUGACUCCUGGUAUGAACACGUCUACCGUGCUGGGCCAGUGCCCAAGGAGGAGCAACUGUGAGCGCAUAUUUAAGAUCUACAUGGUUCUGUCUGUAGUGGGGUCCUUCAUUUCUGCUUGUGGGGGGACGCCAGGAUACAUUGUGCUGCUCAGGUAUGUCAGAGCUUUUGAAGCGAGUUUUGCCCCUUUAACGUCAUAAGAAAUACUCGUGAAGCUGAAAUUUUGCAAAUAUUCCAGGUCCAUUCAGCAAGACCUGAAGUCGCUUGCUUUGGGGAUGCAAACACUUAUAGUGAGAACUCUGGGUAAGUACCAUGAACACUUCAGCUGGAGGUUUUGAUGCUAGUCAUGUUGCAGACAUCGAUAAGGUUAAGUGUUUACAGAGUAUUAAUACCAAGAUGAUCAGUGGCGUUACAUUUACGUACUUUGAUUUGUCGUGAUUUUUCAGGUGGGAUUCCUCCGCCUAUUUACUUCGGUGCACUGAUCGACCGAACAUGUCUGAAGUGGGGCACCAAGCAAUGUGGAGGUCGUGGAGCGUGUCGACUCUACGAUGCUAAUGCCUUCAGGUAAGAGGAAACCACACUCUGUUAUUUUUAUUUUUCUGCAGGAAUUUUCUGCAUAUCAGGUUUUGCCUAUUUUCUGUGAACAUGUCGGCAUUUAAAAUGAUGUUUUUAUUUAGUUUUUAAUUUUAAUUUCCUUUGAAGAAAAUGAACUUUUUAGCAUAAAAUAGGGUGACCAUACAUCCGCUUUUACCCGGACAUGUCCUCUUUUUUGGGGGGGCUGUCUGGCUUUGUUAACACAUUUCUUGCAGUUGUCCUAUGUAGCUUAAUACAAAAUUACAUAGGAAAUGUGCAAUAUUAAAGCUACUGUAAGGAAUUUUGGCGCCCCUUGUGGACUAAGAAGUCGUUGAUUAUUUUGUUAAAUUUUUGAGUACUUCCUUAUCCUGCUGACUUUUAACAGUUAAUCAUUUUAGUUAAAGUGAAUAUUUUGUGUGGAAAUUGUAAAAGCAGGUCUGUUGCUUCAGCUGCUAGUCCUAACCCCCUCACUCAGAUUUCAGACAUUAAAAAUUUGGAUAUAAAAACCAUCAAUUUUGUCGCAGAUGAUCUUGUUUGCUUUUGGAUGUCAUAGAAAAGCAUCAAGAUGAAUUUCAGUCUAUUUCAUUCAUGUGAAAAAAAUCCCGACAGGAGCUUUAAACAACAUAAAUAUCUCUCUUUGUAGAAAUUCGUUAAAAUCCAAGCCUAAGCUUAAUCUGUUUCUUACAGGAUGACGUUCAUGGGAUUGAUCACUGGACUCUACUUCCUGUCUAACACACUCUGGGGAGUCCUCUAUGUCAAACUCGUCCGGAGACAGAAAAAGUUAGCGUUGCGAAAUCAGGCCAAAGAAAAUGGGACUGAUGGUAACAACACGGGUAACGGACAUGCUAACGUCAACAUCACCCAGAACAAAGAAGAAAUGAACAACGAGAGCACAAUUUAA
This is a messenger RNA of Xyrichtys novacula (pearly razorfish), 8300 nucleotides long. The record is from the annotation of a GenBank genome assembly. Lineage: Eukaryota; Metazoa; Chordata; Actinopteri; Labriformes; Labridae.